GUCUCUAACCUUUGCCAGCUGUCGAAAACGUCGCAUCUUUUGCCAAGGCAUUUCACGAUCUGGCAGCGCUCAACACUCGCUCAACACCAAGCUUCACCAAUCCCAACAAGCCCGUAAAGCAACCACAGACCAGCUCAUCAAUCUCGCGCUGUCACAAGCUUAGCCUUCAUUGCAACAACAUUAUGUUUGAGCUGCCCGAUGCAAAAAGGGUCCGCCGAGAGGACCUCUACUCCUCCCCGCACUCCUCCCGGUCCUCCAGCCCAGAACACGACUACUCCCCAAAAGUUGCAGAGCUGCGCGCCAAGCUCAAAACGCGCCUGUCAGACCUGCUCUCCCUCUCGGUCAACGUGGCCUCCACCACCGCCGACACCGCCUCUCGCUCGGCAAAAUACGAUGAAGAUGCCCAAGAGGAAGGCCCGCACGAAGCAGAAUUUACCUUCCGUCUCUUCUCCACCAGCACGGCCGACGCCGUGCCCAAAGUCGUCCUCGCCCCCGACGACGAAGACGAAGCCCGCCGUCCCUACAGCGGUCCGGCCAUCUCCCAGCGACCCGUCUCGCACUACCUCCGUGGCGAGCUGACGCCGCGGGAGAGGGCGCAGUUUGAGUAUUCCGCGGUGACGGGUCAGGAGGUGCUGGCCUGGGCGGGGCAGAGGGCCUGGGGACUUGAGGUGCCCUGGCGGGUGACGAGGGUGGUGCUGACUGUGGACGGAAAGGAAAAGACGGGGAAUGGUAUGCAUGGGCGGUUGCAGCAGCGGCAGAAACUAGGGGCGCAAUUGGAGGAGGGCAAGAAGAAAAAGCGGCCUGGAAAGAAAACGAGGAUUGUGCUAAGAAAGAGAGAGAAGGCGAGGAGGGAGGCCGAAGCGGCGGCGCAGAAGCUCAAGAUGAGCAAAGAAGAGCAUUUGAAGGAGAAGAAGAAGCGGCUGAAUCACUUGAAGAAGCUGAAGAGGAGGCAGAAGGAGAAGGAGAAGAAGCUGGCGGCCAGGGGGGAGGCGGGAGGUGAAAGGCAGCAUGGCGCGGCUGCAUCGGGUGAGGAAGGGAGUAGUGAUGGAGAUGAGUGAUUAGAUUAGGUCUGCCUCUCAUUCAGUAUAGAAGGCACUACACUCGGGCAGGGCCUGUGGUCAUAUACCCAAGGUAUACUGGUGAAGAUGGGCUUUGGUUGGUUGUGGCGGGCAAUAUGGAUGGCACCAUUGCCUUUGGCAAACCAGCUCUUAACGCUACACUCCAUACCUCGGUUAAUAGCUAUUGUCUGUCAAGAUGACUGGGAGUUGGUACUUGGUAGCCAACAUUUGUGCCACUGCCAGCACGGUGAAAG
Messenger RNA from Parathielavia appendiculata, 1312 nucleotides. RefSeq lists its product as uncharacterized. The record is from RefSeq and is a predicted model, not a curated record. The transcript has 2 exons. The coding region runs from base 183 to 1058 and encodes 291 amino acids. NCBI's taxonomy places the organism in Eukaryota, Fungi, Ascomycota, Sordariomycetes, Sordariales, Chaetomiaceae.